GGCCACCCCCGGACAUUUGAAAACCGUCAAUUUUUUCUGCUUUGGGAACAAAGGGGGAAAAAGCGAACCUCACGGGGAAAGCGAAAAAACAAAAAGUCAAAAAAACACACACACAUAGCUAACACAAAAACGAUCGAGAAAAUAAUACAAAAAAAAUUAAGAAGCACGUCCAAUCAAUAGGCGAAAACAUAAUUGACCAGUGAACUACAAACUUGCUUGGUGGUAAAAAAUUAUUGCUUUAGUGUGAAUCUGUGUCUGCUUGUGAUCUUUUGAUGUUAAGGAGAGAGAAAGAAGUUUGUUGCGUAUAAAGUACAACAGGAAGAUGAGCGACAACUUCACAGACACCAAUAACUAUGCCAAUAGGCUCAACAUGCCUGCAAAGGCUUCGGUGUUUAACCAUCCAUCUCUGCCACCGCUUCAACAACGGGGAUUGCAGCCCAUACAGCCACAACCACAACAGCAACCACAACCACAACAUCAGGUACCUAUUCAACCCCAACUGUCUGGACGCUCGAAUUCCGGAACGCCGUUACCGCCAAAGAAACGGGCUUCAGCAGAUUCGGGCUCUUCGUCAAACGGCCAGCAGCGGAAGAAGUCAACGGUGGGUAAGAACCAGGAGGACAAGCUGAGUACACUCGCAAACGUGGCGGCUCACUCUCCAGGAGCAGAGCAGCACCAGCAUCAACAGGAGCAUCAACAACUACAACUACAGCAUCAUCAACAGCAGCAGCAGCAACAACAACAGCAGCAGCAGCCGCAAAACAAGGGCUCCUCUCAUCAGCAGAAUGCUGGACAUAGGCCCGUAACAUCAUGUACACACUGUCGUCAACACAAGAUUAAGUGCAAUGCCUCAGAAAGGUUUCCAGCGGCUUGUGCACGGUGUGAAAAGAUGGGAUUGCAAUGUGAAAUUGAUCCGCAGUUUAGGCCUCGUAAAGGGUCUCAAAUUCAAAGUUUGAGAAACGACGUUGAUGAAUUAAAGCUGAAGAUUGAAUACCUCCAGAGAAAUGAAUCUUUGAUUGCACAGGCAUUGGCAAACCAACAGGUUGCAAAACAACUCCUUCAAAAUGAUCAUACCCCGCAGAUUUCUUCUCCUUUGAAUACUCAUUCUCAGGAAGGCUCGGGCUCUCCUUUAAUGUCUGCAAAGACAGUAUUAACCAGGGAACCUCAUUUACUCAUGGAUAGAAGAUCUGACUCAAACACAAGACAGUCUGCAUCUCCAAAUUCCAUUCCACAGCUUCUGAACGAUUCUGCGCCAACGAAUAGUGACCAUAAGGAUCUCCCCCCUUAUUUGGAAAUGUCUGUACGGGGCAACUCCCCAGUAACUCUAGGUACUGAGACAUCGCAUAAUUCGCCUGUUUCUCAACGGUCCGGAGUCUCAACAGGCUCUAAUAUCGCCGAAUUUGUGUUGGGUGAUGUUAAUUUGCCUUUGAGCAAGGCUAACGAACUGCACGAUAGAUUUGUGAAUGACUAUUUGCCAUUCUUCCCAAUCAUGUCGUCAAAGAGUGCUUCAGAACUGUACGCUCAAUCACAACUAUUAUUUUGGACGGUUUGUCUCACUGCAUGCUUGUCAGAUCCAGAACCAACUCUUUACAACCAGUUGUCAUCGUUAAUCAAACAGCUUGCCAUAGAAACUUGCUGGAUCAGAACACCAAGAUCAACUCAUAUCUCACAGGCUUUGUUGAUACUGUGUAUGUGGCCAUUACCGAAUGCAAAAGUGCUGGACGAUUGUUCCUACAGAUUUGUGGGUCUUGCAAAAAGCCUAGGUUAUCAACUAGGUUUGCACAGAGGUAAAUUCAUGAGCGAAUUCUCAAGAACUCAAGUAUCGUUACAAGACGCUGAGAAGUGGAGAACGAGGACAUGGCUAGGUAUCUUUUUCAGUGAAUUGUUCUGGUCUUCACAACUAGGUAUACCACCAUCCACGCAAACGGAUUACCUCGUUGAAAAUGCAAGAAUUGAUAAAAAUUUACCAAAAAACUUUAGAUCGUUGAUAUCUCUGUCAAUUUUCCAAGCUAAACUGGUCAACGUUAUGGGAUCCAGUGUUACUAGUCCAGAUGGGUUGAUGGAAGCUAGAAAUAGGGCAGGCUCUUUGGCAAUUUUGGAGAGAGAACUUGAGAGACUUGUGUUUAAACUGGAGAUUGAUGACAUAUCUGUUGAAAUCUAUUACUUGUAUGUCAAACUCACAGUUUGUUGUUUUGCAUUUUUACCUGAAACUCCUACUGAGGACCAGACCAAAUAUGUUACGGUGGCCUAUAUAUCCGCCACCAGAGUUGUUACACUGGUUUCAAAGCUUUUGGAGAGUAAGAAUUUGAUUGAAUUGCCUAUCUAUAUUAGACAAGCGAUCACAUAUUCUGCGUUUAUCUUGUUCAAACUCCAUCUGACUCCAUUGUUAUUGGAUAAGUACAUUGACUCUGCUAGACAAUCCAUUGUUACUGUCCACAGAUUGUUCAGAAAUCAAUUGUCAGCAUGGAAAAACGUUGAGAAUGAUAUAUCAAGAACUGCACAGGUUCUGGAGAAAUUGAAUUACGUACUUUUCACCCAUCCAGAAUUAUUUUCCGAUCACGAAGGUAUCAUUACAAAGAUGAGAUCCCAUCUGACAGGGUCACUGUUCUAUGAUUUGGUCUACUGUGUCCAUGAAGCAAGAAGGCUUACUUUAGAGGAACAGAAGGAGGGUAAAAAGAAUUCUCCUGAUUUCAGUGAUAAAAAACGUCCAGUUCCUUUACCAUUCUAUAAUCAGAUCAACAAGGAUGAUUUCCAAACAAUCACCACUACGACCCCUGGAGGUACGACAAUCACCACUCUUGUUCCUACUGAGAAUGCUAUGACAAGUGCUACAGCCGAUGCCACGGCUGCUGGAUUGACUAAGCCUACAGAGAUUAAAGGUAUUCCGGUCUCGAUGUUGGAAUCUACCGGCUCCAUUCCAGCAAAUGCGCCAGUUAUAAACACCUCGAAUAAUGGAACACCUAUGACUUACAGUGGAGAUCUGAGACGUAUUGCAAGUAACAACAGAUUGGCUCAGGUUCAUCAAUCACCAAAACUCGAUGCUUCUGGGCCAUCUUUGGGCCAACCUGUCUCUAAUGUCCCUGCCAAUUAUGAUUUUGGUUUAGGCAAUGUUCCAUCUCCAACUGCUGUUAACUUUGAUAUGCAAAAUGGUUCUAAUGGGGGAUCAAGGGCAGAUUUUGAUAACUUCUUUCAGCAACAAGGUGCAGGUUGGAUGGAGGGAAACGAUGAUUUCCUUGGUUGGUUUGACAUGAACAUGGCUCCUGAAUUUUAACGCAUUAUUGAUUGUUUCCGUGUUUCAUUUUCUGUGACUCUUUUUGUAUACAAAUGAUGUGUAAUAGAAUAACGAACUAGUGAUUUAUGUAU
Molecule: messenger RNA, 3363 nt
Organism: Williopsis jadinii
Lineage: Eukaryota; Fungi; Ascomycota; Saccharomycetes; Phaffomycetales; Wickerhamomycetaceae
Gene: SEF1
Product: Sef1p
Exons: 1
Coding region: 371-3271 (966 amino acids)
Biological process (GO): regulation of DNA-templated transcription; DNA-templated transcription
Cellular component (GO): nucleus
Molecular function (GO): transcription cis-regulatory region binding; DNA-binding transcription factor activity, RNA polymerase II-specific; zinc ion binding
Source: RefSeq, a predicted model, not a curated record